Messenger RNA from Staurois parvus, 1167 nucleotides. The record is from the annotation of a GenBank genome assembly. Lineage: Eukaryota; Metazoa; Chordata; Amphibia; Anura; Ranidae.
AUGGCGGAAGAGUGGAAUCAGGACACCGGGGAGGUGGUGUACAGGUCCCGGGAUCCAGUGAAGAACCUGAAGAUCAGGGUGCUGCUGCAGCGGGUGACCCCAGUCAGUGCCCUGGUCCAGCGGGUGCAGGAAGAGGAGGAAGGGGGCAGAGGGGACAUCGCACUCCGGACGCUGAGCUCCAGCAUCGGCCCUGGUGGACAUCAACAUGGAGAUGAGGAAGAAAUUGUGGUUUCCUGGCAAGAGAAACUUUUUAGUGAGUUCGAAUAUGAGCUGUACAAAAAUGAAGCUGCUUGCCGGACUCCUCUGGAUCGUCAGUAUCACCAGGACAUUCUUGCUAUGGAACGCAGUGGCGGACGAAAGAACAGACGUAUCUUUACCUAUACAGACUAUGAUCGAUACACCAACCUAGAAGAGCAUGCUCAGUCAGUAACCACCUCUGAAAAAGAGACCCCCACAUUCUUAGCAGAACGAAUGGCAAAUGUCCGGAGACGUCGGCAAGACAAAAGAUCAUUGGAUGGAGCUGGUAUGCGUAAUCGGCUUGUUAUUUUGGAUCCCUCAGAAGAGUUUGUCAAAACUAACCACAUAAAUAAAUACUCCAGUACAGACUAUGUACAUCAUGGCAGAUCUCGGUCCCCGAGGAAAACUGGGAUUCAAGGAAAAUGAACAUGUCCUUUGUACAAUACGUGUAGAUGGUAAUGGAGUUAUUACACUGAAGCCUGAUGUCACUGGAACAAAAGGGCCCUACAGGUUGGAAGUAGAGAAUCAGAAGCGUGAGCUAUGGAGAUAUUCUCUGCACCAUGUUUCAGAGUCAGUCCAGAGGGAGGAGCAAGAGCGGGAAGAAGCAUUAUACAGAUCUUUAUGGCAGGCAUAAAGAAUAUCUGAACAGUCUUGUGGGCUCAGAUUUUGAAAUGCCGCCAGCUGGUACUCUGAGAGUUUUUUAUAAAUGGGGAGAUUGUGUCUGCCCAGGAGUAUGAAUGUGACAAUCUUUAUGUACAUUUCUUCUUAGAGCUGCCUAAACAUUGGUCUUGUCCUGCCUUCCAGGAUCUCUCAGGAGUGACCCAAAGCUGUACAUCUAAAACCUUAGGAUGGGACAAUGUGGCCUAUUUCUGCUAUCCAUUCAGCUUUGAGAUUUUCCUCUCUGAGGAGUUGGAGGCUGAAGGUGAGUAG